GCCGCGAGGGCUUAUCCGUCCACGAGCAGCGGCGCCUGCCUCCACGGACGCAGGACGUCACUUGUUAAUCCACGUACAGUUGAGAGAUAUGGUCGGAAUGAAAGCCGCCCGGCGGCGCUUCAACCUACUUAAACGCAUCCCCGCGGUCGUUAUAUUGCUAACUAACAAACAUCGAGAAGGCAAGGUUAACACAUCCGUGAGUUGAUCAACUUGAGCCGCGUUGACGGUGUGAGGAGCAGCCGGUCAUUUCCUCGCCGUGUGGUUUCGAUUGUUCGCUAGCGAUGCACUUGACUUCACGGUGUUUGUCUUUUUUUUUAAAUGCCGUUAUUCAGACGAUAAAAUGCAACGACGACCCUCUUUUUAAAUCAAUUUGACGUUUGCAAGAAAGAAGACAGCACUGGGGGUGUAUAACCGCUCUGGACUCGGGUUGUUGUUUGCAGUCUGAACAGCGCCGCCGUCUCCAUAACGUUUACAGUUUUACUGUAUGACAUCACGGACGCUGCCAGUGGUCACCACAGACUCAAACAGAACAUCCGGUAUGGCAACAAAAUAAAAGUCCUAUUAAUGUACAUAGAAAAGGUUUGAGAGAUAUGAACGGUCAAUGGCCGCAUUCUUUUUAAUAUUUGCCUCUCUGGCUGCUGUGUGUCAGGUAAAUUAAUUAAAAUGUGUCGUCUUCUUUUCUUUUUUUUUAAACCUUCCGACGAACAAAACGGUGCAGAUGUUCGUUCUGGUACGGGUUGUUUUUUUUUGCAUGACAGAUCUCCGGAAGCGACACGGUAGCUCGGCGUGUCGCGGGCUUCCCGGUGUUGUUCUAUUCAAAUUAUUCCCCAUCUGCACAGUAAGCUGCAAUCAACCAGGCGUUAUUGUCUUUUUGGACCACGCAGUUGCAUAAUACCCCUUUUGUCUCCUCUCUGUUCUUUUCUCUGUGGCUCACUAUUGCAGCCCGUGUGCAGUGUCGUCAUUCUUCAACAUCAACCCAUAUGGAGCAAAAUAGAAAGCUGUCAAACCAAUUGGCCAACAUAUGUGUGUUAUUUCAUUAUCUGAGUACAUUUACUCCCUUCAGUAGUGGAUGCAUAAAAGCCAUGCCCGCCCAACCCAACGCGAGGGAGCCGGAAGAGGAGAUGGAGGCAGAAGGAGAGUCCCAACUCCCAGAGGCCAACGGAGAGGUGGAGCAGCUGCGUGGGGAUGAAAGAGGAGAUGGGAGAGGAGAGGAGACCAUGGAGGAGAGCACGGAGGAGCGGGAUAGCGACUUGGACGAUAGUGAGGAGGAGGAGGAAGAAGAGGAAGAGGAGGAGGAAGAGGAGAGUUCAGAGAUGGAUGAUGAAGACUGUGAGCGGAGGAGAGGAGAAUGUCUAGAUGAGAUGCUGGAUCUGGAAAAACAAUUUCAGGAGCUAAAAGAGAAGUUGUUUCGGGAGCGGCAGAACCAGGUGAAGGUGAAGCUGGACGAGGUGCUGACGGGGAAGGCCGGAGAAUACAAAGAACCACUGGCUGCACUACAGGAGAGCAUGCAGAUACGAACGCAAGUGGCUGGAGUGUACAAAGAGCUGUGUCUACAGGUGAUCAAACACAAGUACGAGUGUGAACAACAAGGAGCAAAGCAGCACCUGGAGAGCGAGCAGGCGUUGCUGUUUGACGCCAUGAAGACCGAACUGCUGGAGAAAAUCAGAAGACUGGAGGAGGACAGACAGAAUGUGGACCUCACCUCAGAGUGGAGUGAUGAGCUGAGGGGCAAGCAGUGUAAAAGAAAGGACCUGCUGGGUGGGUCAGAGAGGAAAAAGAAGGUAGCUCUGGUUUCAGGGCCUUUCAUCGUCUACAUGUUGAGAGAAAUCGACAUCCUCGAAGAUUGGACUGCUAUCAAGAAGGGGAAGACAUUCCUCGACAUCAACGCCUCAUACCACCCUACAUAACAAGUAACCAGCUCGAUGAAUCCCAGCCCCACGUGUAGUUUGGUCAUUUGCUCUCUGUGUGCU
Messenger RNA from Gasterosteus aculeatus aculeatus (three-spined stickleback), 1970 nucleotides. NCBI's taxonomy places the organism in Eukaryota, Metazoa, Chordata, Actinopteri, Perciformes, Gasterosteidae. The record is from RefSeq and is a predicted model, not a curated record.